Molecule: messenger RNA, 4322 nt
Organism: Stegodyphus dumicola
Lineage: Eukaryota; Metazoa; Arthropoda; Arachnida; Araneae; Eresidae
Source: RefSeq, a predicted model, not a curated record
CCGCGUUUCACAGAUGCGAACUAGAUUGUUAAUCAGACUUUUAUCAUAGAAGCAAAAAGCGCUUAACCACUGGAAUUAUUGAAACACUUGUUUGUUCUUUUAGAGAAAGAAUGACUCCCAUCCGCUCCACCUGGAUCUCUGCUCUUUUGCUGCUAGUGCUUGCCACUUCUGUUCAUCAGCUCCGACAGGACAAUCCAUCAUCUUCUCUGAAGAAAACGCCGCCGCAUCAUCCUAUGAUGGAGGCAUCCCAACAAAUCCAGGCUCGUGGCUAUGAUGACGGGGGUUGGAAACCAAAACCUGAAGUUCUGCUCAUUUCCGAGAAGAAGCCAGAUGCUGGAGGAAUGAUGAAGGACUUGACACCUCUGUUAGCUUUACUGGUACCUUUAAUAUGCGCCUUCAUGCUUUUUGCUAAUAAGAAUAUGAUGAUGCCUCCAAUGAUGAUGCCACCAAUGAUGCCACCGAUGAUGAUGAUGCCCCCUAUGAUGAUGAUGCCGCCUAUGAUGCCACCAAUGAUGCCUCCUAUGGCAGCAAGAGGAGAAGGAAUUAAUGACGAAAAGGCUAGAUCCUUAAAUGGAGAACCUAGUGUGGCCGAUCAUAUUUUAAACCUCAUAGAUAAAUUUGAGGACGCUAUAGAAGGUAAAGAGGGCAUGUAAUGUCAUGGAAUCAAGGCACAAAACCGAAAUUUAAUAAACAUCGGACUAGAUGGAACCUAUGCCAAAGGAGCUAAUCCUUAGUAAACAGGAGUCAUGACACACGGAAUGAUGACAUCCUCAAGGUUCCAGAUUUAAUAAGACGCUCGGAGUCUAAAUAUACCACAUACAUCAUCAUAUUUUUCAUAUCUAGCAUGGUUUAACAGAGCUUACUGGAAAUAAGGGAAUAUUAUUACUAGCUUCUCAUAAUAGAAUGAAAAAAAAUUUUGGAACUUAUCUGGGAAUGUGGUGAAGGAUAUAAGCAAAAAAACUUCAGAAAGCAUUCUAUGUUAAAUAAAAAAUAUUACAAAUCCGAUAACGUAAAUUUUAAGUGAAAUUUAAGAUAAAAAAUGAAUGUAAAAGUAGCAAGUUAAACUACAACGGUAUAAAAAUUUAAGCCAUAGAACUGUAAAUGAACUGAAAUAGUAUUAAUUGUAUUUUCCUGUUUAUUAUUGGAUUGAAAGUUUUUGCUUAAUUUUAAUUCGAUUGAAUAAUUAAAUGGAAAAUUCAGCUGAAAAUACAUAUUACCAAUAUUAUGCGUACGUGCUUUAAAAUUUAUGAAAACUUUUCCAGAGAGUCGUUUGAAAAUAUGCUAUUUAAAACCAGCUAACUUCGGGCGUUUUAAAUCCUAACGCACCAUUUUUUUUUUUUUUUUUUUGUUUAGUAAUUUAUUAAGUAGUGAUAAAAAUUACACUGCACCAUAUGUCUUUAUUCUAAACUGCUAUUUCUGUAUGUAAUAUUAAACGGCAGGCUAAUUUUCAUUCAGCUAUUAUUUAUUUUUCAUGUGUACAUAGCUACUUGAAAAAGCUAUUUUUUAGAAUUAGAAAUUCGUUUAAUUAGAAUUUGUGCUGUAGUUAAUGCUCUAAAGCAUGUUUCCAACAUUAUUUCGAAUAUUUUCGAUUAUUCACAUAAAUGCCUAUGUUAGAUUUAACAUUUAUUUUUUAUAAAAGAAAUUGUAUUUUUAACUAAUGGUAAAAAUAAUUCAGGAUUACUAACACUUAUUUUCUAUGAAUAUUUGCGAUAGAGUCACAUUUUGUCGUUUUUCCCCUCCCCCCGAUGUUUUUCUUAUAAAUUAUAUACAUUUUAAAAUCUCGCGUAGCAAAACGAAGAUGAAAGCUGAAAUGUAUGAUUUAUUAAAUCAGCUAGUUAAAAUAAUUAUUUUCUACAGUGGGAAAUAAUACAAGCAAGCAGUCAUUGCUAAGUACUUGAUAAAUGCUUUUACGCUGAUAGUGUUAAAGCAAAUAAUCAUGGCAAAUUCAGAGGCAUUUCCGUUUGCUUUUAAUUCUAUGUAUUGACUGUCUAUGGGAAUUAAAAGCUUCUUGGAGUGGGUGUUUUAAUGACUGGAACCCAGCAUAGAUUAAUAUUGAUUAAUUACAGAUAUUUGCCAAUAUAAUAUAUGUGAACAAUAGUUGAAGGAAUUUGUCAUUUUAAUUUUCCGAUAUAUAAAAGGCAAUUAAAUUUUAUUUUCGGUAUAUUAUUUAAUCAUACAAUCUAGUCAAUAGAAGAUACUUAAAUUCAUGUCGUUUUAAAUCUUUACAAAAGAACUGUUGUUUAUAACACUGGUAAAAUGAAUAAUGGAGAAUAUUUUUUCGAUUAUUAAAAUUGAGUUUUUCACUUAAAUUUACCAAAAUUUCAUUAAUUUUUAAUUUAGAACUAUAGUUAAUUAUUGCAUUUAUCCUUGCUGCAUAGUGACGCUUUUCUGUCUAAUGCAAAUGACAUAGUAUUUAAUUUGGAUAAACUUAUCCAAAUCAGUUAAUGAAAAAUUACGUGUAGUUAGGUAAUGCAAUAUGUAAAAAAUAAGAAAUAAAGCUAAUUAUUAAUUAUAGGCAAGCACUUUCGAGCUUAAUAUUAGUAUUACAUAAAUAGAUGCUUCUGAAUGUUUAAGGAUAUCUGACAAGAACUGCACGCAAGCGCAGUUAAUUCAAAAGAAAAUAUGGGUCAAUGAAAAAUAGUAAACUUUAAUGAUUACGAACACUUAUACUAGAGCACGUAAAAGAAUAUAUUAAUGCAUCAAAAUUAGGCAACUGAAGACGCUUUAUAAAGCUGACCUGGAAGUGAAGAAGACACGCUGAUUGGUUAUUUUGUGCUCUUUUUUUAGAGGAACUCAUAUUUUAAAUCAUGUUCGAAAGAUGGGCUCUAAUCCUCUUCUUACUGAUGAUACCUGUCGCCUUCUGCAGUCCACCCGAUGAAGAUGCUGAAGAUGAUGAUGAAGACUACGAUCCCGAAUUUCGAGGGUUUCCUGACUACGAAGGAUGGAAACCUGAUGCUCAACAAUCAGUUCCAGAAGUCAUUCUCAUCAAACAGAAGGAUCCAGGGUUGUUUUCUGGUUCUAUCAGUUCAAUGGUAAAAGACAAUCUACCCCUACUAGCUGUGCUAGCACCUCUUGUAGCCGUUGCCGUGUUAUUACCCUUAAAAGCUUACUUAGGGCAGCCUUAUGUAAUGUAUCCUCCCGUUGCACCUCCAGCACCACCAGCUCCUCCAGCACCUCCAGCUACCUUAAGAGACCGAGUCGGUAAACUAGACAAUGGUCUUAUCGAAGAGCAAAAUUUAGCUGCACAGAUACUGAGAAUGAUUGAAGAGAUGGAUAAAAUGUACGGAGAUAUGACAGUUAAGGACCGAAAGUAACAUGCUAUAAGCUUUGGCGAUUUUCACGGCUGAACUUAAUUUUCACGACUGAGUGAAUAACCACUCAGCAUUUUCACUUUAAGGACACUAAUUUCAUUGCUUUUGGUGAUUAAGAAGGUUUUCUUUGGUUCAUAAUACAAACUUCGAAGUGCUUCCUUGCUUUGCAUUUCACAAGAUGGAAAAUUAAUCAAAUAAAGAAGUGGUGUAGAAUUUGAAAUUUAUUUCAUGAUAAAAGACUGCAGCAAGGAUAAAUGCCUUUAAAGGUUUACAAUUCAUCGAAAAACAAGGUGCUGUUUUUACCAUAAGUAAACAUAAAAGACAUGAAUUUAAUUACAUUUAGUACAACAGACCGUAAUUUUCUUUGAUAUUGUCAAACACAGCCAAAGUUAAAAUUUCACUCUAAAAUGCAUCUUUAAUUUGAUGCAUGAUGAACUUAUCUUUGUAACUUACGAUGUAAAAGUAAAACUUUCUAGUCGCCUAAAAUGUACUUACUUUUAAAGUAUUUGAGACUUACAGUUUUAAAACAUUAUGUGAAAAUUAAAUGUGUAGAUGUUUUGCUCAAUUUAUCAUUGGCCUACAGACUAGUUGAAUAAUUAAAUAUAAAUAAAUGUCUAGUCCCAAUAAUGUGCUACUUACAGCAAUUUCUGGUGCUAAUUAGUAACUUUAUGUUCACCGUUUGGUGCUAUUUUACAAGAACUAAAGUUAAAUAAUUUUUAAUUUUAUUUGACAAUCACUAGUCUUAUUGUAGUUUUCUAGUCGCACUGCUAUCCUUCAUGUAUUAUUAUUAUCUCGUCCCCUGUAUUUUGAGCAGAUUUAGCAAAAAUUUUCAGAGUGUAAUUUUCAUUUAGAUGAAAUUCACACAAAAGUUUAUCUGUUAAGAAUAAAUUUUUGCUUCUGUUUCACUAAAAUAUCAUAUACGAGUCAUAUUAUUUAUUUAUACUUUAUUUAUAGACUAUUUCAUUGUUCAUGUAGCAUCGUUUUAUGUUUUUGAUAAAUAAAGUAUUCAAU